UGAUGUGAAAAUGAUGAUAAAUCCUUGUUGUGCUGUGAAAAAUCUUUACAACAUAAUUUUAAAUUGAUCAAUCAUGAAUUCUGUAGUAGACAGUGUUGAAAUUUUUUCAUCAAAUUUCAACAAUAAAAAAGAUAAUGAUAAUGUUGCGAUUGUUUGGAAAAAUCUUCGUUAUGAGGUGAAUAAUUGGCUAAAAGGUAAAAAAAUUAUUCUACGACGUUUAAAUGGUCAUCUUGAAUAUAAUAGUCUUACCGGAUUUCUUGGACCAAGCGGUGCUGGAAAAAGUACACUUUUAAAUUGUUUGAAUGGUACAUAUCGAUCAGGACUUUCAGCCGAUUCUGAAAUCUAUAUUAAUCGGCAAGAAGACGAUAAACCACGAAUCGGUUACGUUCAACAACAUGUUCAUGAAACAAUGAUAGGAUCGAUGACAGUAUGGGAAAUAUUAUACUAUGCAUUUCGAUUCAAGAACAGUUACAAACAUGAUCGAUUUGAAAUGGAUAAACAUAUCGCCAAUAUUAUUGAACAAUUAUUGCUCGAUCCGAAAGUUUUGGAUAGAAGAUUCAAUCUUUGCAGUGGAGGUGAACAAAAACGAAUCGCUGUUGCACAAGAAUUGAUGUCAUUAAAAUCACCAACAUUUUUGUUUGUUGAUGAACCGACAACCGGAUUGGAUAGUCAUGCUGCUUUGUUGAUGGUACGUUGUUUACGAAAGUUAGCUGAUGAUCCAAACAAUCGAUUAACGAUUCUGGCAUCGAUACAUUCGCCCAAUUCGGACAUUCUCAAAAUGUUCGAUAAACUUUACAUUCUGGCCAAAGGUGGUGUUUGCGUUUAUUCGGGAGUGCCAAAAUUGUUAGCACAAAAUCUUGAAGAACAUAUUGGAUUAAUUCAUGAUCGAAACAAACCACCAAUCGAAGAAUAUCUGGCCAUCGCAUGCCAAGGAACUGGUGAUGAAAAUGUUCGUCGAUUAGCGGAAGCAACUUGGUCACAACAACAAGACGAAUUAAAACCAUUAAUACCAAAAAUGAAAUAUCUGCCGCAAGGAAUCAUUGUUGAUCAUAAGUUAUUUUCAUUCGUAGAUUUUCUACUGCAACUUGCACGAAUGUUUCAAUUGAUAUUCAUCAAACAAAUCAAUUCCCGAAUCUUCACAAUAAUAAUGGUGACUUUUGUCUGUCUUUUUCACUCGAAUUCAUACGAUCCAAAUAUUAUCGAGCCAGAUACAUGCGUUUCAACGAUUGAUUUCACAGAACCGGAAAAUAAUCAAACUUGUAAAGAAAAAUUAGAGGAAUCAUUCCAAAUUGAAUUCUAUAAUUAUUAUCAAUGUAUGAUCAUUAUGUUGAUGGGUUAUACCAUCAGUGCUGUAAGCAGUUUAACAUUCACUUCACUUAUAAAAGUAUUCAAAAAUGAACAUCGAAACCGUUGGCACAGUGUUGGCGUUUCUUAUUGGCCGGUGGUAAUUGUUCGAUUAAUAGAUUUUACAAUUCUUGCUCUACAUACGACAACAUUGAUAUAUUUCUUGAUCGAUCAUACUUUUAUUGAUGAUGGUUAUUUUAAUUGGUAUCGAUUUGCUAAUUUUUUUCUUUUUAUGUGGAUGUUUUUCUUCUAUAUACAAUCAGUUGGUCAAUUAUUUAGUAUCGUAUUUUCAAAAUAUUCUCAAGUUGCUGUUGCAAUAGCUGGAAUUGCAUACGCACCACUUGAUUUUAAUAAUGGCUAUUUUUUUCCAUAUAAUUAUAUUGUCAAUCCAUCAAGUAAAAUAAUUAGUGAUAUAUUGGGCACUAAAAUAAUAAGAAAUGGGCUUAUUAAUGCAUUCUAUGGGAUUGAUCAAUGUGAAAUAAAUCAAAUAUCUUCAGUGUUGAUCGAUAACGGAAUCAACCAGAAGACUGUCUACACCGAUCUAUAUAAAAUUUUAAUCAAUUCAAUCGCUUUACGAAUAUUGACAUUGUUCUUAUUGAUGACGGAGUUUCAGAGCUGGAAAUUUCCGUCGAAGAAAUUAUCAAAAACAUCAAAUAUCACCGAAUUAAUUAAAAUCGAUUACGAUAACUCUAAUAAUAAAUCAAUCCAAACUUUAAUUCAAUCAAAUGAACGAAUGAAACUUAAAGAUGAAACAGAAUUUGAAAAAUUCUCCAAAAAUAAAAUCAUCAUCGCUUGGCGAUCAUUGAGUUUGUUCAAUUCUGGUUCAUAUUUAGAGCUGCGAUCUGCUUUGAAACUUGAAGAACCAAAGUACAUAUUGCGCAAUCUGAAUGGUCAAUUUCGUUUUGGAACAUUGAAUGCUCUGAUGGGAACGUCGGGAGCUGGAAAAACCUCUUUACUCAAAGUGUUGAACGGCAGGGACAAAACACGAUUGAGUAGUGAAACUAAAUUCUAUCUCAGCAAGUUCACGCCAUUGCGAACCUGUUACAUAACGCAAGAAAUUUCGUCUCAUUUGACUCCAGGUUUGACAGCCCAACAGAGUCUUAUCUACGCAAGCAAGCUGAAAAACCUUGGCGAAAGCAUCGAUCAUAAAAAUAAUGUUGUCAAUGUUNCGGCUGACACACUUGUCAAUAAAUGUUCUGGUGGACAACGAAAACGAUUAGCAUUGGCUUUGGAACUGAUGUCGCUAAGAAUGCCCAAUUUCAUUUGCAUUGAUGAACCGACUAGCGGACUGGACUCGAACUCGGCCGAAGUGAUCAUCUCCUGUCUGCGAAAAAUGUCACAUAAACACAACAUCACUAUAGUGGCAGCUAUCCAUCAACCGAAUACUGAAAUGCUCAUGUUAUUCGAUCAGAUCUACAUUCUUUCCAGAGGUGGUGUUUGCAUCUUCUCUGGACCACCAUCGCAAAUCAGUGAUCAUCUUCAGCAAGUUUCUACUGAUCACGACAAUAAUGAUGAAAAAUUUGCAGUCGAAGAAAUUAUGAAAUAUUCUUGUUUGAAUCACUCAGAUCCUCAAAUUAAAACGCUCUCUAAUUCUACAAACCAAACAAUCAUAAGUAAAGAGCUCGAAAAUCAUUUAAUGACUGAUACUCAAUACGUUUUAGAUGGUCCAAAUGCUAAUCGUACUCGAUUUUCAUUAAGAUCUGUCGUCAUCUUGAUCCAACGGCAGUUCUAUUUCUAUAUUGGAAAUACUAUGUCUCGAUUUCUAAUAUUUUGGUUCAUGUGCUUUAGCGUUUUAAAUGGUUUUAUAUUGAAAGGUUUGACAAAUAUUAGUAUGGUCUUUCUCAGUGGUUGUAUGAGUUUGGAUGAAGAUUUCGCCAACUGUAAUCGUUCUAAUGACGAUAGAACGAAUCUUUUGCUAAAUAAUCACUAUAUACAUCACUGUCAAGAUUGUUUGGGUAUAAUUACUUGUAUCUUUUUUGCUACAAUGUUCAUGUCACAACGAAAAUUAUUCAAAAUCGAACAUCAAAAUGGUUGGUACAGUUCCGGUGCAUUUUAUCUAUCGAAAGCAGUAUGCGAGAUGCUCAUUGCUUUGCCCGUUAUCGUAUUAUAUCCGAUUGUUGUCGACAUUUAUUAUCCAGUUCGAAGUCAUGUAUGGUAUUAUAUGAUAAUGAUCAUCAUACUGCCAAUGAUUGCAUUUCAAGGUGCCAGCUAUACGCUUUCUAUUUUGUUUGGAAGCAAUCCAUUAAAACUUUACAUUUCAAUUCCAGCUGUAUUGUUGUUAUCAAUUAGCAGCAUAUUGACUCCAAAUAUAUCGCAUUAUGCAUUCAAAUUGAUUACGACUUUCAAUCUUUUCCGGUAUCAAAUACAAGCUAUAUAUUUUUUAGUAUAUGGUUUCGGUCGAUGUGGUCAUAGAGAAAUUCAAGUGCUGUUGUAUAGAUUCGGUUUGAAUCAUGAUGAAGAAUACUAUCAUAGUAUCAUAAUGACAGCCAUCAAUGCUAUACUAUAUCAAACAAUUGCAUUAUCAUUGUUUUAUUUUUACCAUAAUCCAUUUCAAAAUCGACGUAAACGUGUUGAACGUAUUGAAUAUCGAAAUCAACGAAAAUUACCGUCAAACGUAAUGAUACCCGGUCUUAGUUGUUCGAAUGAUUUUAUCAUUAGACAAAUUCAAGUUUAA
Molecule: messenger RNA, 4018 nt
Organism: Dermatophagoides pteronyssinus (European house dust mite)
Lineage: Eukaryota; Metazoa; Arthropoda; Arachnida; Sarcoptiformes; Pyroglyphidae
Biological process (GO): transmembrane transport
Cellular component (GO): membrane
Molecular function (GO): ABC-type transporter activity; ATP binding; ATP hydrolysis activity
Source: RefSeq, a predicted model, not a curated record